GGCAGCACACCUGACCUAAGGCUCGGCUCUGCACAGGUACAAUUUUUACUAGUUUUAAUGAGUUUCAGCAUGUUGAAUGCGUCCCAGUCGGAGUCUAACAUGACUGCAGUGACUGAGAGUCAGAAUCUAUUACGGGUAGUUCUGAUUUCCACCCUGUCUACGGUCCCGUCCGUCAUUUUUCUCUACAUUAAUGGCACCAUCCUGUUCACUCUGAGGAGCAAAGCUGUGUUCCGGGACACGUGUCGCUACGUUCUUCUGUACAACCUCCUUCUGGCAGACACUGUCCAGCUGGCGCAGAGUCAGGUGCAGUUCCUGCUGUCUGUCUGCAGAGUAAAACUGGCGUAUUCGCUGUGCACCGUUCUCAGUAUGCUAGCCAAUCUCACGACUGGGAUUUCUCCCCUAACCCUGGUGGUGAUGCCUUUAGAGAGAUACGUGGCUGUGUGCUUCCCACUGAGGCACUCUGCCAUCAUCACCAUCAGAAACACAACUGUGGCGGUCGUUGCAAUCUGGGCUGUCAGUUCAUUGAACAACCUCACUCGUGUUCUGUUGUUUGUGGACUUCACUUUAGACAGAAUGGAGAUCUGGCACAUGAAGGACCUUUGUUCUAACCUGGCGUUGGUGCUUGACUUUGAACAUGGCUGA
Molecule: messenger RNA, 642 nt
Organism: Fundulus heteroclitus (mummichog)
Lineage: Eukaryota; Metazoa; Chordata; Actinopteri; Cyprinodontiformes; Fundulidae
Product: odorant receptor 131-2-like
Exons: 3
Coding region: 58-642 (194 amino acids)
Biological process (GO): G protein-coupled receptor signaling pathway
Cellular component (GO): membrane
Molecular function (GO): G protein-coupled receptor activity
Source: RefSeq, a predicted model, not a curated record